Molecule: messenger RNA, 2948 nt
Organism: Microdochium trichocladiopsis
Lineage: Eukaryota; Fungi; Ascomycota; Sordariomycetes; Xylariales; Microdochiaceae
Product: 3-isopropylmalate dehydratase
Exons: 4
Coding region: 294-2660 (788 amino acids)
Biological process (GO): L-leucine biosynthetic process
Cellular component (GO): 3-isopropylmalate dehydratase complex
Molecular function (GO): 3-isopropylmalate dehydratase activity; 4 iron, 4 sulfur cluster binding
Source: RefSeq, a predicted model, not a curated record
UUUCCCCAGGAAACUCAAAAUACUUAUUAGCCCUUGGCCCCCUCCAACCCGAGCGUCAGCUUGUAAGACCCCCUCCCCUCCCACUCCGACUUGCCUUGCUCAAGUAUUUCGCCUGGUCUAUUCUACCAGUCCGGCCUCGUCCUUGUCUCUUGUUCCUUGGUCACAGAGAUCCAAUUCCAUAUCAAGACUGUGUUUCUGCCCCGCCUUCGUGGUCCUCGACAGCACUCGUCGAAAAAACAGGCCAGUUACACAAUCCACAGCACCGGCUGAACGCAGCCCGCCCCUACGUCACCAUGCCUUCCGCCGAAGGUGCCCCCCAGACCCUCUACGACAAAAUCAUCUCCGACCACAUUGUCGACGAGAAGCUCGACGGCACGGUCCUGAUCUACAUUGACAGGCAUCUUGUCCACGAAGUCACCUCUCCUCAAGCCUUUGAGGGCCUCAAAAAUGCCGGCCGGAAAGUGAGAAGACCAGACUGCACUCUGGCAACCACAGAUCACAAUGUUCCCACCACCUCGAGAAAAGGCAUCAAGGACAUUGCGACAUUCAUCAAGGAGGACGACUCGCGCGUGCAGUGCAUGACGCUCGAGGAGAACGUCAAGGACUUUGGCAUCACGUACUUUGGCCUCGGCGACCGCCGCCAGGGCAUCGUCCACGUCAUCGGACCCGAGCAGGGCUUCACUCUGCCCGGCACGACCGUCGUCUGCGGCGACAGCCACACGUCGACGCACGGCGCCUUUGGCUGCUUCGCCACGGGAAUCGGCACCUCCGAGGUCGAGCACGUGCUCGCCACCCAGUGCCUCGUCACGAAGCGCAACAAGAACAUGCGGAUACAGGUCGAGGGCGAGCUCGCCGCGGGCGUCAGCUCCAAGGACGUCGUCCUCCACGCCAUUGGCAAGAUCGGCACCGCCGGCGGCACCGGCUGCGUCAUCGAGUUCUGCGGCUCCGUCAUCCGCGGCCUCAGCAUGGAGGCCCGCAUGUCCAUCUGCAACAUGUCCAUCGAGGGCGGCGCCCGCGCGGGCCUCGUCGCCCCCGACGACAUCACUUUCGAGUACAUCAAGGGCAAGCCGCUCGCGCCAAAGUUUGGCACCCCCGAGUGGGAUCGCGCCGUGGCCUACUGGCGCUCCCUCCAGUCCGACCCGGGCGCCAAGUACGACAUUGACGUCCAGAUCGAUGCCAAGGACAUCAUCCCGACAGUCACCUGGGGCACGAGUCCCGAGGACGUGGUCCCGAUCACCGGGGUCGUCCCGGACCCCGAGACCUUUGCGACCGAGGACAAGAAGGCCGCUGGCCGGAGGAUGCUCGAGUACAUGGGCCUGACGGCCGGCACCCCGAUGGAGGAGGUCCCCGUCGACAAGGUCUUCAUCGGAUCGUGCACAAACUCCAGAAUUGAGGACCUGCGGGCCGCCGCCUCUGUCGUCAAGGGCAGGAAAAAGGCCGACAAUGUCAUCGCCGCCAUGGUCGUGCCCGGCUCUGGCAUCGUCAAGGAGCAGGCCGAGGCCGAGGGCCUCGACAAGAUCUUUACGGACGCGGGCUUCGAGUGGCGCGAGGCUGGCUGCAGCAUGUGCCUGGGCAUGAACCCGGACAUCCUCUCGCCCAAGGAGCGCUGCGCCAGCACGAGCAACCGCAACUUUGAGGGCCGCCAGGGCGCCCAGGGCCGCACACAUCUCAUGUCACCCGUCAUGGCCGCGGCCGCGGGCAUCGUCGGCAAGCUCGCCGACGUCCGCAAGCUCACGGGCUCCACGUCGAGCCCGCACGUCGAGGCCUUCCAGGCGGCUCCCUCGUCGUCGUCGUCGGCGGCCUCUGCCGGCAAGCCCACACCCGACAGCAGCAUCGCGACCGACGACGACGCCAAGGAGCGCCUGGCCGACGAGCCCGAGGACAGCUCGCCGACCACCAACACCACGCCCGCGGCGAAAUCCUCGGAGAGCGGCGGCGGCGGCAUGGAGAAGUUUGUCGUGCACAGGGGCCUCGCGGCGGCCCUGGACCGCAACAACGUCGACACGGACGCCAUCAUCCCCAAGCAGUUCCUCAAGACGAUCAAGCGGACGGGCCUGCGCGACGGCCUGUUCCACGAGCUGCGCUUCGACGGCCAGGGCAACGUCAAGCCCGACUUUGUCCUGAACCAGGAGCCCUGGACGCAGGCCAAGAUCCUCGUCUGCACGGGCGUCAACUUUGGCUGCGGCUCCUCGCGCGAGCACGCCCCCUGGGCCCUGCUCGACUUUGGCAUCCGCUGCAUCAUCGCGCCCUCGUUCGCCGACAUCUUCUUCAACAACACCUUCAAGAACGGCAUGCUGCCCAUCGCCAUCCCCAACAAGGCCCACAUCGACGCCAUCGCCGCCGAGGCCCGCGCGGGGCGCGAGAUCGAGGUCGACCUCCCCAACCAGGUCAUCCGCGACGCCGCCGGCACCGAGAUCUGCAAGUUCGACGUCGAGGAGUUCCGAAAGUACUGCCUCGUCAACGGGCUCGACGACAUUGGCCUCACCCUCCAGCUCGACGACAAGAUCUCGGAGCACGAGCGCAGAAUCACCGAGACGUGGCCCUGGAUCGACGGCACCGGGUACCUCAAGAGGACCCGCGGCGGCAAGCUCGCCGUCAAGCCCGCCAAGGUGCCCACGACGAAUCGCGGCGAGGAGAUCAAGGAUCCGAUCGACUGGUAGUUUUUCUUUUGGUCGUCUUUCCUCCGUGGAGGCUUUGUUCUCUGGUUUUCUUUUGGGGGUUUCCUGAUCCACGGCAUUCGCCGGCUUGAUUUGCUUGGAGAGGCUUUGCUACUGCUGCCUUGCUUGAUCGUUUUCACGAAAGGGGGAAGGGAAGUUUGCCACGAUUAACGAGAUAUCUCACGACCAAAAUUCCUCCGCUGAUGGAUAUAGGAAGAGAAUGCAAAGAAAGUAAAAGUAAAAGCGUUCCUCACAUAUAAAUGAUAACUGCCGCUCGGUGGAAGCCUAAGG